Messenger RNA from Dermacentor albipictus, 5268 nucleotides. RefSeq names its product phosphoribosylformylglycinamidine synthase (gene Pfas). The record is from RefSeq and is a predicted model, not a curated record. Lineage: Eukaryota; Metazoa; Arthropoda; Arachnida; Ixodida; Ixodidae. Gene Ontology annotation, biological process: 'de novo' IMP biosynthetic process. Gene Ontology annotation, molecular function: phosphoribosylformylglycinamidine synthase activity.
GGACGGCUAGAGCGGGGAGCGCCCGAAGGAAAACGUUAUCGUUCAAGUGGUGAGGAGGUUCGUACGACCAGACGCAAGCACUAUCUGCGUAGCCGGCGGCGGUCAAAUCAAGGCCGGGUGAAACCUUGCGUCUCGUCCAACGAAGAAGCUAAGCCAGUCGAGACGCGUCCUCCAAGGGAUACGACUGAAGGUAGGCAGAAACCAUGGCUAUUCUAUGCUUCUACCAGUCGCCUGCCCUUUCGGACAGUGCUCUGAAGGGCAAGCUAGCUGCAAUCAAUGGGGCCCUUGGUCAAGACGCUGCCAAAGAGCUGCUGACUGAAUACUGCUUCUAUAUUCAACUGCAAGGUCAGAAAGCUCUUGAUCAAGAGCAACUAAAGCGCCUUAUUUGGCUCCUUACUCCUGGAUUCAAGAUUCACCUUGACCAGCAUACAAGCCUGCAAGAACAAAAAACUCUAGCGAACCUUCUUGUUGAAAUUGGCCCGAGGCUCAACUUCUCUACGCCUUCUUCAACACAGUCUGUAGCCAUCUGCCAAACAAUUGGGCUUGACUGCAUCGAUCGCAUAGAGCGUUCUACACGCUAUCUGAUUAAGUUUAGGGAUGACUAUGUGCCCUCAACAAAGGAUGAGGACAAGGUCGUGGAUGUGCUGCACGAUCGCAUGACUGAAACUCGUUACCUGACUCCUGUGACAACGUUUGAGCUGCCUGCCAGCACUCAUUCCUGGGAAGAGGUCGACAUACUGCAGCAUGGGAGGCAAGCUCUGGAGCGGGUUAGCACCGAACUAGGGCUCUCAUUCGAUAACUGGGACUUGGAUUUCUACACGGACUUGUUCAAGAACAAGCUCAGGAGAAACCCAACCACUGUCGAGUGCUUCGACCUAGCUCAGUCCAACAGUGAACACAGCCGGCACUGGUUCUUCAAGGGCCGACUGGUGGUGGAUGGAAAGGAGGUGCCUCAUUCACUCUUCUCUCUCAUUACGGCCACCCAGAACACGAGCAACGACAACAAUGUCAUCAAGUUCUCUGACAACAGCAGUGCCAUCCGGGGCUAUAAAGUUAAGGCCCUGCAACCUAAAGACACAACAGCAGGGAGUGCAUUUAAUGUGUGCGAUGCGCAGCGUCACAUCAUAUUCACCGCAGAAACACACAACUUUCCUACUGGUGUUGCACCAUUCAGUGGUGCCACUACAGGAACUGGUGGACGAAUUCGUGAUGUUCAUGCUGCUGGCCGUGGAGCGCAUGAGAUUGCAGCUACUGCUGGUUACUGCUUUGGCAACCUUCAUAUUCCUGGAUAUGACCUACCUUGGGAAGAACCUCAGGAGUACCCCAUAAACUUUGCCCCACCAUUGGAAAUUGCUGUGGAGGCUAGUAAUGGAGCAUCUGACUAUGGCAACAAGUUUGGCGAGCCUGUGCUCUCUGGCUUCUCACGUUCCUUCGGAAUGGUGCUCCCCGGUGGAGAACGGCGGGAAUGGAUCAAGCCCAUCAUGUUUUCUGGUGGCAUUGGAAGCAUUGACGGUGACCAGAUUACCAAGGACAAGCCUGAGAAGGGCAUGCUUGUGGUCAAGAUUGGUGGCCCUGUGUACCGCAUCGGAGUUGGUGGUGGCGCAGCGUCCUCAGUGACCGUUCAGGGAGACCAAGAGGCAGAACUAGACUUUGGCGCUGUGCAGCGUGGAGAUGCUGAGAUGGAGCAAAAGUUGCACCGCCUGGUGCGGGCUUGCGUGGAGCGUGGGGCAGCCAAGAACCCCAUACGGAGCAUUCAUGACCAGGGUGCAGGAGGGAAUGGCAAUGUGCUGAAGGAGAUAGUGGAGCCUGCUGGAGCAGUCAUCUGGACCAAGAACUUUCAGCUCGGUGACCCCACCAUUACCACUAUGGAACUGUGGGGCGCGGAGUACCAGGAGAGUGAUGCCAUUUUGGUGCGGCCAGAGGACAAGGACACACUUCUGCGCAUCUCAGCACGAGAGCGUUGCCCUGUCAGCAUUGUCGGUGAAGUGACGGGAGAUGGUCGCAUCGUCCUCAAAGAGGACGGUGCCCCUGGUAAAAGGAACCCUGUUGACCUUGACUUGGAGUCUGUGCUUGGAGACAUGCCACGCAAGGUCUUCAAGUUGGACACAGAAACACCAAUUUUGAAGCCUUUAAGCUUGCCUCCUGGCCUUCAGGUCACUGAAGCACUUCAACGUGUACUACGUCUGCCGUCCGUGGCCAGCAAGCGUUUCCUCACUAACAAGGUUGAUCGUUGUGUCACUGGACUUGUAGCUCAACAACAGUGUGUUGGACCUCUGCACACACCACUCGCUGAUGUGGCUGUGGUGUCUCUCUCGUACUUCGACAAGGUUGGAUCUGCAACUGCCAUUGGAGAGCAGCCAAUAAAGGGCCUUCUGAGCCCUGCUGCAGGAGCCAGGAUGUCCGUGGCCGAGGCAGUAACAAACCUUAUGUUUGCUCAAGUGACAUCACUUCAGGAUGUCAAGUGCAGUGGCAACUGGAUGUGGGCAGCUAAGCUCCCUGGGGAAGGUGCUGCUCUGUACGAAGCCUGUCAAGCUAUGUGCGGCUCCAUGGCAACUCUGGGGAUUGCUGUGGAUGGUGGCAAAGACUCGCUCAGCAUGGCUGCACGUGUGGGCAAGGACACUGUCAAGGCUCCCGGAGCCAUUGUCGUGUCCACCUAUGCACCAUGCCCCGAUAUCACAACUACGGUGACUCCCGACUUAAAGCUUCCAUGUGUAGGAAAGCAAGGGCUACUACUUUAUGUCAGUCUAAAUGCUGGAAAGAAGCGCCUGGGAGGUACAGCCUUUGCUCAAUGCUUUAAGCAGCUCGGAGAUGACGUGCCUGACUUGGAGGAGCCUGCAAAACUUCGCAAAGCCUUUGCUGCCACACAGGAAUUGUUGAAGGGUGGUCUGUUGAUGGCUGGACAUGAUAUCAGUGAUGGUGGUCUCAUGACUUGCCUCCUGGAAAUGGCAUUCGCGGGAAAUUGUGGCCUGGAAGUCAAUGUGCCCACAGGAGGUGCUGGUAAUGUCCUUGAGGCUCUCUUUCAUGAGGAAGUUGGCUGGCUGCUUGAGACUGAUCCAGUUAACGAAAAGCGCAUUGUUGAAGCCUACCAGAGGGUUGGGGUGUACUGUGUUCCCAUUGGCCACAGCAAAGUCUUCGGUCCUCAAGCCAAGGUGUCUGUGAAGGUUGAUGGUACAGAGGUGAUCUGUGGAAAAGUGUCCGAGCUGCGUGACAACUGGGAGGAGACUAGCUACAAGUUGGAGCUUCAUCAGUGUGAUCCUAAGUGUGCCACUCAAGAAAGGCAGGGGCUUUUAAAACGCACAUUGCCUCCAUACAGGUUGACUUUCAGCCUGGAGAUUCCACGACGCAACCCUGACUCAACGAUGAAGGUUGCUGUGCUUCGGGAGGAAGGUGUGAACAGCGACAGGGAGAUGGCUGCGUCAUUUUACAUGGCAGGCUUUGAAGCCUGGGAUGUGACUAUGACUGACCUCCUGGAGGGAGCUGUCACGCUGGAUGGCUUCCAAGGCCUUGUCUUCCCUGGCGGUUUUAGUUACGCUGAUGUGCUCGGCUCGGCUAGAGGUUGGGCUGCGAGUCUCAUGUUCCACGAGAAGCUGGCUGCACAGCUGGCUGCUUUCAAGAACAAUCCUCUCACAUUCAGCUUGGGAAUCUGCAAUGGUUGUCAACUGAUGGCCUUGCUGGGCUGGGUGGCCCCGUACACUUCUUCAUCCGGAUCAGUGGAGCCGGGAACCCAGCUUCUACACAACAAGUCUGGACGUUUUGAGUGUCGUUUCAGCACGGUGAAGAUUGAGUCAUCUCCAGCUGUCAUGCUCAAAGGGAUGGAAGGUUCCAUACUAGGGGUCUGGGUUGCACAUGGAGAAGGUCGAUUUGAGUUCCGGCAGGAUGCCUUACUUGAGCAAAUGGAGGCCCAGCAGCUGGUAGGUAUGCGCUAUGUGGAUGACGCGGGCCGUGCAACCGAGGAGUAUCCGCUCAACCCGAAUGGAAGCCCACGCGGCGUUGCUGCUCUCUGCUCAAAAGAUGGCCGACACCUGGCCAUCAUGCCCCAUCCAGAGCGCUGCUCCCUUCCUUGGCAGUGGGCCUAUGUGCCACAAGAGUGGCAGGGAGGCCAAGGAUUCCGCGUCUCGCCCUGGGCCAAGCUCUUUGCAAAUGCUUACGACUGGUGCAUCAAGACCAAGGCACACUAGCGGUUCCAGGAAUGUGUAGUAGCAGUGGUGGACAUGGCAGCUCUGCCACUCACAGACACGCAGGAUUCUCAGGGCAGCUUACACAUCAGCCACUUCAGAAAUGUCACAUCACAAUCUUGCUACUUCUGCUUCUAUCAUUUUUUUUUCUCCCCACUGCUGGAACUCGAGGUAUUUUUUGUAGGAAUGUUUUCCUUCAUUCAGUAUGACUGCAUUGCAUUUGCAAACAUUCUGGCAUUUAUCUCUGGUGAUUCCCCUGCUGUUAUUCUGCAAUGGUGAGACUGCCCCUACAAAGCUGCAAAGGGGAGGCUAUGCUCACUUUACCUUCAUGUUCCUGUCAUUACAAAGGAGAUCUCGAAUCUUAAUCUUUCUUUUGUUGUAGUCAUAAAACUUUAGAACACUUGUCUGAGCCUUUUAGUAUAGGUUGCCAUUCUUUUCGGGAUUCAAUACUUUCGUCCAGAAGCUUACAGAAUGAUUCAAAAUGUUUCGUGCAGAUUGGACAAAGGAUGGCUGCAUGCUGCAGCCGGCCCAAUCGCAUAUAGUGCUUCUUUUUUUUUAAGUGAAGCCUUGUUGUCUUACUACACAAACAGCUCAGAGCAGUAAAUUCACUGAAAUGUCGCAUGCCACAGUCGCUUACACAGCGUUCACGUUUCUGCUUUUUCUUUUAGAUAACAAAUCUUCUUGCGGUGUCUCAAUUGCUCCAAAAUAAAGUGUUAAGUACUGACCGCAAUAAAACUUCUGUAAUCAGAAGUGUAUAACAUCCCCGAGUAAUUAGAAUUCUCAUGGCACUGCAGAGAAAUCCAUUACAAAAAAUAAAAAAAUACAGCUGUUAAAUUUAAAAUGAAUGUCCAGCAAGUUCAACAUUUUUGUUUUUCUAUGUCAAUAAAUGUUGCUUUAGUGCCAUUGCUAGCAGAUGUGGUAUCAGGCCACAGAGCUCUAUUCAGCAUUUAAACCAGCUGUAUCUUUGCAGAUGAAAGUCCAACAUGCUGCUGCAUGUAUUAAGACAAAGUGUACUUCCACAAAAUAAAUACGCACUUGUGUGCCCACACUACGAAAGUAUGAAAAAGUGAAAAUAAAGUUAUUUCUGCAUGAA